GCUUUGGCGGAAAGACGGCUGGGGACCCGGCUGGCUUUUCCUGUCCCCUCUGGAUUUGUUGGUGUUAAUGCAUCUGACAUCAACUAUUCAGCUGGCCGCUACGACCCUUCGGUAAAGCCCCCCAUGGACAUAGGCUUCGAAGGCAUCGGUGAGGUGGUAGCCUUAGGCCUCUCUGCUAGUGCCAGAUACACAGUUGGCCAAGCUGUGGCUUACAUGGCACCUGGCUCUUUUGCUGAGUACACAGUUGUGCCUGCCAACAUCGCAACACCAGUGCCCUCGGUGAAACCUGAGUAUCUCACCCUGCUGGUAAGUGGCACCACCGCAUACAUCAGUCUGAAAGAGCUUGGAGAACUGUCAGAAGGGAAAAAAGUUUUGGUGACAGCAGCAGCUGGGGGAACGGGCCAGUUUGCUGUGCAGCUUUCAAAGAAGGCAAAGUGCCAUGUAAUUGGAACCUGCUCUUCUGAUGCAAAGUGUGCUUUUCUGAAAUCUCUUGGCUGUGAUCGUCCUAUCAACUAUAAGACCGAGCCCAUGGGUACCGUCCUUAAGCAGGAGUACCCGGGAGGUGUCGAUGUGGUCUAUGAAUCUGUUGGGGGAGCCACAUUUGACUUGGCUGUGGAUGCCUUGGCUACCAAAGGGCGCUUGAUAGUCAUUGGGUUUAUCUCUGGCUACCAAACUCCUACUGGCCUUUCGCCUGUGAAAGCGGAAACAUUGCCAGCCAAACUGCUGAAGAAAUCUGCUAGCGUCCAGGGCUUCUUCCUGAACCAUUACCUCGCUACGUAUAAAGAAGCCAUGGGCCACUUGCUUAAGAUGUGUGCGAGUGGAGACCUGGUCUGUGAGGUGGACCUUGGAGAUCGGUCUCCGGAGGGCAAGUUCACUGGCCUGGAGUCCAUAUUCCGUGCUGUCGAUUAUAUGUACAUGGGAAAAAACACUGGAAAAAUUGUAGUUGAAUUACCUCACUCUGUCAACAGUAAGCUGUAAAAACAGAACAAUAACAUAAAUCAAAGGAGAAAGAAAAUGGGCACUUUAUGCCUCAGAAUUACUCAAAUCAAUUUAUUUUUAGUUGGUAAUGGAUAUAAUAUUUCUUAAAACAAAAGUAAGGUGUUAAUGAAUAGGUUUCUCCUUCAAUGUCCCUGUGUCUGUCUCUCUCUCUCUCUCUCUCUCUUUACUCCCACCUCCCCUUGGGGGAAAAAGUGCUAAUAAAACUUCCCUCCACGGCUAAGAGGUAAAACGUUUACAUUCAAUUCUUUAGUCAUGGAUGGUCUCAUUCCAAGUUUUAUUGUUCUAGGAAACUAAAUUAAUUCCUGAUGCAAGAUCUGAUCAAAUCAGUAUGUCUUCAGCUUGAUGAGAUUUUAAAAUCAGUUUUUAAAAUAGUACACAAAUUCUUCUUUGCUUUGGGAGAAUUUGGUCUUAUGCUAAUGAAUUCCUAAGCAAGAGAUGUAGCAAAAACCAGCCAUGUAUUUGCAGAACUCAUAUCCUCAGGAAAUGGUCUCCUUUUUUUAUAAAUCACUAAAUAGAAAUUUAGAGGAGUUUUCCCCCAAAUUUGAUUUUGUUAAGUUAUUCAAAAAAUGAUUCCAUGAACACAUAUAUUUUAAAGUAUCACCGAAUGGCUUUUGUCUACAGUCAGCCUGGUGAGGCUCAUGUGAAAUGGAAAGUGUCUGUCUCCUCCUAAGAAGCAAAUGAGUGUUGAAAACUUACAUAGAUGGAAUAUAGGUUUUGGAAAGGAAAACUGCAAUGAUUAGGGGUACUUUCAAAUAUUAAUAUAUGCACAGGAAAGGGGAAAGUAUGUGCUACGUUCACAGUGAGGGUUCACGUCAAAAAAUAUAGACCAAUAAUAACACAUUUGCUUCUCCUCAGAAGCUUCCAGACACGGAAGGUGUAUGUUAUCUUUGAUUCUGGGUUCCCAUUUCACUUCUCCAAGUGUUCCCGGGAGAUGAGACGCUCCUUGGCACUCUUGCCUGACGUCACACACUCACCUACCGACCACACGUGAACAGUGGAGAAGCCUGCACCUUCUCCUCUGAUGGUGCCUGCAGUUGAUCUGCCUGCCUCUUAACCUCCAGUGCCCCCAAGACGGCAGCAGCUUUCAUCGCCAUGCUGAAAUCCCACAGCACCUUUCUAAUUGAAGGUGAAGCCCACCAGCCUCUUUUUCAGAGUCUUGGGUUUCCGCGUCUCUAACAUGCUCAAUAAAUAUGAACACAACUAAAGAUGCUCUGGGAAAGUUACGGACCAUAUUUAAUUUUUCUUGCCCUCCAUCUGAGGAGCGAGGAGAUCCUGCCGCUGAAUAGCUGUUAGUAUCUAUUUUACAAGAUUUACUCAUUUUCAGGUACCUAAUGUAGCUGCUAGCAUGCAUGCACAACAAUACAAUUUAUAUGGUAAAUGGAACCAAAUAAUGGCUUCACUGAAUGUUAUGGCUGCACUGAAGGGAAAUGUCACGGUAAAUAGCUGCCAAAUUAUGGAUCAUGCCGAAGUGUCACAACUGCACUAAAGACAAAUAGCACUAGAGGCUAUUGCCACUGUGACGCUUUUGAGUUAUGAAGAAGGGUAGCCGCCUGAUGCGAGGCUCUUUGUGUCCUCAUUAUAGCAAAGGGUUACUGGUGCAGGGGACAAGGAAAGCUCGUCCAGUGUGGUGCUUAGUUAUUAAUCUGUCCCUUUCAGACCUAACAGCUGUAGCAAAACGGAGACUUUACCUCGCUUUUUGAUACACAAACAAACAAAGAGGGGGAGGGAACAGGUUUUAUGAAUGUAACUGGGCACAGGAAAUGACUGGUCAUGGAAAAAUGCUGUAAUAAAAUAAUCUAAUCAAAGACUAUUAUUAAAUUGGCGAUAGUAUAUGUC
Molecule: messenger RNA, 2835 nt
Organism: Carlito syrichta (Philippine tarsier)
Lineage: Eukaryota; Metazoa; Chordata; Mammalia; Primates; Tarsiidae
Gene: PTGR3
Product: zinc binding alcohol dehydrogenase domain containing 2
Exons: 2
Coding region: 124-978 (284 amino acids)
Cellular component (GO): mitochondrion
Molecular function (GO): oxidoreductase activity; zinc ion binding
Source: RefSeq, a predicted model, not a curated record